Molecule: messenger RNA, 657 nt
Organism: Staurois parvus
Lineage: Eukaryota; Metazoa; Chordata; Amphibia; Anura; Ranidae
Source: the annotation of a GenBank genome assembly
ACCGGGCCCCCGGGCGGGGCGGCAGGCCUCGGGCCCCCGGGCGGGGCGACAGGCCUCGGGCCCCCGGGCGGGGCGACAGGCCUCGGACCCCCGGGCGGGGCGACAGGCAUCGGGCCCCCAGGCGGGGCUACAGGCAUCGGGCCCCCAGGCGGAGCGGCGGGCGCCGGACCCCCAGGCGGAACUACAGGUCUCGGGCCCUCAGGCGGAGCGGCGGGCGCCGGACCCCCGGGUGGAGCGACAGGUCUCGGGCCCUCAGGCGGAGCGGCGGGCGCCGGACCCCCAGGCGGAGCGACAGGUCUCGGGCCCUCAGGCGGAGCGGCGGGCGCCGGACCCCCAGGCGGAGCAGCGGGCACCGAGUCACCAGGCACGACAGUGGGCUCCGAGUCAACUGGCAUGACCGCUGGCACUAGGUCAGACAUUGGAUCGUCUGGCUGGACAGCGGGCAUCGGGUCACCAGGCAUCAGGUCAUUUGGCUCGGCAGCGGGCACCGUGUCAUCUGGCAAGGCAGUGGGCUCCGAGUCAACUGGUAUGACCGCGGGCACUGGGUCAGACAUUGGAUCGUCUGACCGGACAGCGGGCAUCGGGUCACCAGGCAUCAGGUCAUUUGGCUCGACCGCGGGCACCGCGUCAUCUGGCAAGGCAGUGGGCUCCGAGUCA